AUGAAAGAAACUGUUGUGGAUGUCGUUCCGAAGAGAAUCUCUGGGCUUCAAUUUGGGGCACUUUCCAAUGAGGAAAUUGUGUCUCAAUCUGAAGUUGAGGUUUCGACAAGAAAUCUUUUUGACUUGGACAAGGGGAGAGUUCCAGUUAGCAAUGGUGCACUAGAUCCUCGAAUGGGUAUUUCUUCCAGUAUGGCCGAAUGUGCUACAUGUCAUGGAAAUUUGGCCACAUGUCACGGACAUUUUGGUCACAUUAAGUUAGCGCUUCCUGUUUUUCACGUUGGAUAUUUCAAAGCUACAAUACAAGUUCUUCAGACAAUAUGUAAAAAUUGUUCUGCAGUGCUACUAGAUGAAAACUCUAAAAGGAAAUAUCUUGCUGAGUUGAGAAGGCCGGACAUUGAUAAUCUGAGAAAGAUGAAAAUAGUGAAAAAAGUUUUAGACCAAGCGAAAAAGCAAAGGAGGUGUCUCGUUUGUGGUGCCCUUAAUGGAGUCGUUAAGAGGGCUGCUGCUGGUGGCGGCGGAGCUGCGGCAUUAAAGAUUGUUCAUGAUUCUUUCCGAUGGGUUGGCAAAAAGGGAGCCGAGGAAAAGACUAGAUGGAAUGAUGACUUUCAGAAGUACUUUCGGCAGAACCCAGAUUUAGAGAGAUUUUACAAACGGUGUUACGAGGAUUUAAAUCCUUUGAGGGUGCUUAAUCUUUUCAAGCAAAUUACACCAACUGAUUGUGAGCUGCUUGGUAUUGAUCCAGCCAAAGGUGGAAGACCCGAAAUGUAUAUUUGGCGGUACCUACCGGCACCACCAGUUUGCAUUAGACCUUCUGUUAUGAUGGGCCAGUCCAACACAUCUAAUGAGGAUGAUCUUACGGUGAAACUCACCGAAAUCGUGUGGACAUCUUCUAUGAUACGAGCCGGAAUACAAAAAGGUAUUACAUUGAACUCUCUGUUCGAGCAGUGGGAUUACUUACAGUUGGCUGUUGCAAUGUAUAUCAACUCUGACUCUGUUUCUCCAAAUCUUAUGCCGGGUUCAACCGGUGGUAGUAAGUCAUCAAAGCCUAUCAGAGGUUUUUGUCAGCGUUUGAAGGGUAAGCAGGGUCGUUUCAGGGGAAACCUUUCAGGUAAAAGAGUUGAUUUCUCUGCCAGAACCGUUAUUUCGCCAGAUCCAAAUCUUAGAGUGGAUCAGGUCUGUAUCCCUGAGCUCGUGGCAAAGGUCCUUACGUAUCCCGAAAGAGUCACUCGUUACAAUAAGAAUAAGUUGCAAACCCUCGUGCGUAAUGGUCCUGACUUAUAUCCCGGGGCCAACUAUUUGAUCCGCAGAAACGAAGAUGUCAAACGUAAUCUUCGAUACGGUGAUAGAAACAAGCUCGCAAAAACAUUGAGUUUUGGUGAUGUUGUGGAAAGGCAUCUUGUGGAAGGAGAUAUUGUGUUGUUCAAUCGUCAACCCUCUUUGCAUCGUUUAUCGAUUCUUGCACAUUACGUUACAGUCAAGAAAUGGCGUACCUUUAGAUUCAAUGAAUGUGUUUGUGCGCCCUACAAUGCAGAUUUUGAUGGUGACGAGAUGAAUCUACACGUUCCGCAAACAGAAGAAGCGCGUGCUGAGGCAGCUACAUUAAUGGGUGUGAAAAGUAAUUUAUUAACUCCAAAAUCUGGAGAACCUAUUAUUGCCGCAACACAGGAUUUCAUUACAGGAUCAUUCUUAAUCACAGGCAAGGAUUCCUUUUAUGACAGAGCGGUUUUCACAGAAAUGUGUGUCAUGAUGUCGGAUGGUGCAACAAAAUUUGAUGUUCCUCCUCCAACUAUUCUGAAGCCCGCGUAUAUGUGGACAGGUAAGCAAAUAUAUAGUCUGUUGAUCAGGCCUAAUCAUGAGAGCAAGGUGCUCCUCAACUUCGAUUCGAAGUCGAAAACAUUUAUACCCCCUAAGGAUGGAUUGCCAAACGAAAUGUCUCCAAACGACGGUUAUGUCCUUGUUAGAAACUCACAGCUUUUGUCUGGUGUUAUGGAUAAAGCUCUUCUUGGAGGUGGAAAGAAGACAUCAUUAUUUUAUACCAUUCUUAGAGAUUAUGGUGCUGAUGAGGCUGCAAAGGCGAUGAAUAGAAUGGCUAAGCUCGCGGCUAGGUAUAUGGGAGAAAAGGGAUUUUCGAUUGGUAUCAAUGAUGUUAUCCCUAGUGAGCCUGUUAAACAGAAAAAGCAAGAAAUGGUUCGAAUUGCAUACAAAAAGUGUGAUGACCUUAUUAAACUGUAUAAAAGUGGAAAAUUGGAAACACAGCCGGGCUGUAAUGAGGAAGAAACGUUGGAGGCAAAAAUUGGUGGUUUGCUAUCGAAGGUCAGAGAAGAAGUUGGUGAAUUCUGUAUAAAUGAAUUGGAUCCUUCGAAUGCUCCAUUGAUUAUGGCUACUUGUGGUUCUAAAGGUUCGACCUUAAAUGUCUCUCAGAUGGUGGCUGUGGUUGGUCAACAAAUUAUAUCCGGUCAUAGGGUUCCUGAUGGAUUUCAGAAUAGGACUCUACCACACUUUCCAAAGAAUUCUAAGACACCUCAAUCUAAAGGUUUUGUUAGUGAUUCCUUUUAUUCCGGAUUGAACCCUCCAGAGUUUUUCUUUCAUGCUAUAUCCGGAAGGGAAGGAUUGGUUGAUACUGCUGUUAAGACAGCUGAGACUGGUUACACCUCAAGAAGAUUGAUGAAGUCUAUGGAGGAUUUGAGUACUCAGUACGAUGGCACUGUUCGUAAUUCUGGUGAUGGUAUUGUGCAGUUCAGAUAUGGUGCAGAUGGCUUAGAUCCUAUGGAAAUGGAGGGUGAUGCGGUUCCUGUAAAUUUUGAAAGAACUUGGGAACACUGUUUCUUCGUCACGCUUAAUCAUAGCGACAAAGCAUUGUACCCAUAUGAGGUAACGGAUAUUGUUAAUAAUACUCUCAAUCCAUUGAGAGAUAGUCUUAUCCGUCGUGAUAACUUGGGUAAAAUUGUUGCAAAGAAUGAGGAGAAUAAAAUUGAAUAUGUGGACAAGAAUGAUGCAAAGAGAAACUUUUAUGAAUCCAUUAAAAAGUUUGUUCGCAAGAAAGUUGGAGUUAUAGCUAAAAUGAGAGAAGGGCAUUCACUCGAUCCAAUGCUUAUUAAGCCAAAGAACAAAGUGGUGACAAAUAAGGCUGUGGAAAUGUAUCUUAUAAAUAAGCUCCAAAAAAUUUCUGUUCCAAUGAUUAAGAAAUUUUUGGGGUUAUGUCUUACUAAAUACAUUAAGGCUCGUGUCGAACCAGGAACGGCAGUUGGUGCAGUUGGUGCACAUUCUAUUGGUGAACCAGGUACACAAAUGACGUUGAAGACUUUUCACUUUGCCGGUGUUGCCUCUAUGAAUGUUACGUUGGGUGUCCCUCGUAUUAAAGAGAUUAUCAAUGCCUCAAAGUUGAUUUCGACUCCUAUUAUUAAGGCUGUUCUGGUUAAUGACCAAGAUGAAAGGGCAGCUCGUGUUGUCAAAGGAAGGGUGGAGAAAACCACCUUGGAAGAUGUUACGUACUACAUCGAGGAUGUUUACAAGGAAAGUCAAGCAUAUCUUCAGGUUAAGAUUGAUCUCGAUACAAUUGAAAAGCUUCAAUUAGAGUUGACAAUUGAUCAGAUUAUGGAUGCAAUUGUCAAGACUAAAUUGAAGAUUCCAAGAUCCUGCGUUUCUAUUGUUGGAAAGAAUAAGAUUCAGAUUUUAGUUAGCGAGAUGGGACUCGAGAAUGGUAAGCCAAGUUCGCGUUCAACUUCUUCUAGGGAGAUUGCUGCUCUUGCAAAGAAAGAUCCAGAUGAAAGGGAUCGGCUAGAAAGAAGCUCGUUGUUUUACAAAAUGCAACAAUUGAAGAGACAAUUGACUAAAGUUGUUGUCAAGGGUUUGCCUGAAGUUGCCAAGGCAGUUAUUAACGUUCGUGAUGAUGGCAAAAAGGAAUUGUUGGUUGAAGGAUAUGGUCUCAAGGAUGUCAUGGCUACUGAUGGUGUGAUUGCAACUAAGACUAAGACUAAUCAUGUCAUCGAAAUUUUCCACGUUUUGGGUAUUGAGGCUGCUAGAUCAAGUAUUGUUUCCGAAAUUGAUUAUACUAUGCGUUCUCAUGGUAUGGUUGUUGAUCCGCGUCAUCUACAGCUUCUAGCAGAUGUUAUGACAUACAAAGGAGAAAUUCUUGGUAUUACUAGAUUUGGACUUGCCAAAAUGAGAGAUUCCGUGAUGCAACUUGCCUCAUUCGAGAAAACGACAGAUCAUUUGUUUGAUGCUGCCUUCUACACAAAAGAUGAUAAGGUUGAAGGUGUCUCUGAAAGAAUUAUUCUCGGUCAGACUAUGAGUAUUGGAACUGGUUCAUUCAAAUUGUCUGUUCAAAAUAAUAUACCUCCGGAGAAGCUAGAGCCUAAGAAAACAUUGUUCGAAGGUCUUUGUAACGGAAUUCUUCCUCCGUCUGUGAGUGUCGCUUAA
This is a messenger RNA of Brettanomyces bruxellensis, 4419 nucleotides long. RefSeq names its product DNA-directed RNA polymerase III subunit (gene RPC1). Bases 1 to 4419 code for a protein of 1472 amino acids. Gene Ontology annotation, biological process: DNA-templated transcription. The transcript has a single exon. Lineage: Eukaryota; Fungi; Ascomycota; Pichiomycetes; Pichiales; Pichiaceae. Gene Ontology annotation, molecular function: DNA-directed RNA polymerase activity; DNA binding. The record is from RefSeq and is a predicted model, not a curated record.